Messenger RNA from Ctenopharyngodon idella (grass carp), 1065 nucleotides. RefSeq names its product zinc finger protein 239-like. Gene Ontology annotation, biological process: regulation of transcription by RNA polymerase II. Gene Ontology annotation, molecular function: DNA-binding transcription factor activity; RNA polymerase II cis-regulatory region sequence-specific DNA binding. The record is from RefSeq and is a predicted model, not a curated record. NCBI's taxonomy places the organism in Eukaryota, Metazoa, Chordata, Actinopteri, Cypriniformes, Xenocyprididae. Bases 1 to 1065 code for a protein of 354 amino acids. The transcript has 5 exons.
AUGGGCGUGGCAACGCGACGAGCAUCAGAGCAUCAGGAAGAGCUGAAAUCUGCAAAGACUGAGUUUAUUAAAGAGGACAGUGAGAACAUGAGUGAUCCAGAACCCUGCAGAAUGAAACACACUGAAGAUACUGAAGAACAAAGAGAUAUGAUUAAAGAGGAGGAGGAGAGUGAGGAACUGAGUGAAACAUUUUUAAAGAAAAGAAGAGCCAAGAAAUCUACAACCUGCACUCAGUGUGGGAAGAGUUUAUCAUCCAAACAUCUUGAGCGUCACAUGAGAGUUCAUACUGGAGAGAAGCUGUUCACAUGUGAUCAGUGUGGAAAGAGAUUCACAAACAAUCAAAAUCUUAAGGAACACAUGAGAGUUCACACUGGAGAGAAGCCGUUCAAGUGUGAUCAGUGUGGGAAAGAUUUCACAAACAAUUAUAGUCUUGAGAUUCACAUGAGGAUCCACACUGGAGAGAAGCCAUUCACAUGUGAUCAGUGUGGGAAAACAAUGUGUACCUCAUCAGACCUAAAGAAACACCUGAGAGUUCACACGAAGGAGAAGCCAUAUUUGUGUUCUGUGUGUGGAAAGAGUUUUUCACAGCUGCCAAAUUUAUAUACACAUCAGAAAAUACAUACUGGUGUGAGAGAGUACAUGUGCUUUGAGUGUGAGAAGACUUUUACUACAGAGAAGGGUUUAAAACGGCACCAAAUUAUUCACACUGGAGAAAAACAUUACAAGUGUUCAUAUUGUGAAAAGAGAUUCAACCGGUCAACAAAUCUGAAAACACAUGAGAGGAUCCACACUGGAGAAAAACAUUAUAAGUGUUCACAGUGCGACAAGAGAUUCAGUCUGUCAGCAUCUCUGAAAAGACAUGAGAGGAUCCACACUGGAGAAAAACCUUAUAUGUGUUCACACUGUGACAAGAGAUUCAACCGGUCAACAAAUCUGAAAACACAUGAGAGGAUCCACACUGGAGAAAAACAUUACAAGUGUUCACACUGUGACAAGAGAUUCAACCGGUCAGAAUAUCUGAAAACACACGAGAGGAUCCACAGCAGAGAGAAGCUGCACACUUAA